Dacryopinax primogenitus is the source of this 1104-nucleotide messenger RNA. RefSeq lists its product as uncharacterized. The record is from RefSeq and is a predicted model, not a curated record. The transcript has 7 exons. Bases 1 to 1104 code for a protein of 367 amino acids. Lineage: Eukaryota; Fungi; Basidiomycota; Dacrymycetes; Dacrymycetales; Dacrymycetaceae.
AUGGAUCUGGAUGACAACAUCCAACCUGUCAACCUUGACCUCCUGCCUCCUAGUCUGCAUACAGGAUUAUUGUCCAGUGGUGGCUCGACUUGGAAUCUUCAGUCUGGCACUCCUCAUUACUGUCUCCCCUUGCCCUCGCCCUCUAUGGCUCUUAUUCCUAGUGGAAGGUCUCUUGUGUUGACAGGAGGUACCUCAGGUUUUCAUUCUGGUCAACAUGUCUCUGGCUUCCAAUCUGCUGCCUCCCUUCCCCAUGCCAACAUCAACAUGCCCAUUGCCCUCCUCAUCAAUUUCCACAUGCUCAUGCACAAGGUUGCUGCUGGGGUCCAGCUCCCUACCACCAAGAUUGGUAGACCCCAACCUAUGACACAGCCUUGGAUGGACCACAAGGUCUGGAAGGAUGAGAGAGCUAGAGUUGCCAUGGUCUCUAGGAUGAUUGAUGGCUCUACUUUCAAUGGCAAUGACUUGCAUAUCACUUGGUACAAGGAACUACAACCUCAAAUCUUUGACAUUCUUACUACAUCUGAUUACAUUCUUGGUGCCCUCCUCAACAUGUGUAUGUUUGCUAGGAGUAGGUCUGACCCCCCUGACCUGCCUCCCUUCAACCCCUAUGACUACUUCCCAACACAUAUGAUCGAGCUCCUGACCCCUCCAGCCCCAGCCCCUACUCAACAUGCCCCCUCUUCCACCCCAGCAGGCAAGGGCAAGGGACGUGGUGGGGACAACUCCCUGGCGCACCUCUCCCUUGCCUCUAGGCUCUUGGCCAACCAUGCUAGAACCUUGUAUUCGAGGCCCGACAACAUUACGGAACUGCCUGUCCUCCCACGUCUACUCUCCAAGCUCCUUCGCACCUACCAAGAUGCCCUCCAGAUUGCCCCCCUCUACAUGUCUAGGAUUGAGACCAAGGCUGCAGCCAUCUACCAUUGGGACAUGCCUAGGACUUGGCUCAAGAGGAUGGACCAUGUCAUCUGGGACUCCUUCAGGGAAGAGCUCAUGUCUGACAAGGCUUGCCAAAACUACAGCCCGCACCUACAUGCACUGCUCGCAGAUGUUGUGAACUUGAUGAAGUCAGAGCACCUGAAUGACUACUACAAGGGCAGGGCCUAG